CCAUUGAAGGAAACCGUAGCACAAGAGCGAAACAUGGCGACUUCGAACAAUCCGCGGAAAUUCAGCGAGAAGAUCGCUUUACAUAACCAGAAGCAGGCAGAGGAGACGGCGGCGUUUGAGGAAGUGAUGAAAGAUCUCAGCAUUACACGGGCUGCGAGGUUACAGUUGGAGAAGACUCAAUAUUUGCAGCUAGGGCCGAACCGUGGGCCAUACUAUGGAGGAUCUUUGCCCAACGUCAAUCAGAUUGGAAAGAGCACUGUGGAUUUUUCUUUUGAGACUUCAGGGAUGGACGUGAACAGAUCAUCACGACACCACGGGCUAGUUGAUAGAGUCUACCGGAACCGAAUCACAUCCCCCCAUCAAAAACCCCUCGCUGUCGACAAGCACGGACGCCAAAUUGACAGCUGUCCAUAUGGCUCGGUAUAUCUGUCACCGCCACCUGAUACCAGCUGGAGGAGGACAAACUCUGACUCAGCACUUCAUCAGAGCACACUAGCUCCUUGCCAGCAGGCCUCCUUCACAGGCGGGUCACAGGAGCUCCAGCCCAAGCGAGUUCUGUUAUUAACUGUACCAGGAUCUGAAACCUUCAAACAGGAGGCUGAAGAAGAUGAGCAAAAGCAGAACUGGGACUGCAAAAAGAAUGUUUCUAGAGCCAAACCCUACAAAGUUCCUGGAAUUCACAUAUUUCCAUAUCCGGAGCAGCACUUGACCGCUUCCCUCAAACCGGUUGCCCACAGCACUGGUGGUUCGUUGCCUGACCUGACGAACAUCCAAUUCCCUCCUCCGCUGUCCACCCCGUUAGACUCGGAUGAUGCCGCAGCCCCCUCAUUCAGCUCCUCCAACAGUACGCAGACGCUGGAUAAAAUACAAGGAGUUAGCGCCUCUCAAGCACCAGUAACCAUGGAGAUGCAGUCUGGGCUGGACAACUUGGCUCCUCUCAUUCUUAACACAGGAGACCAUCACCAGAACUUGCAGCUCUCACCGACAUCUCCACCUCUCCCUCUGUCUCAGCUGCAGGUUGCAAUCAACACCAUGAACCUUGAGCAGCAGUUGUCCCAGUAUGCCUUCUUCAACCAGCCGCCGUUGUCCCAGACACACCAGAAUCAGCCUCAAACAGGUGCGGUCCAGCUGCCGUCCUCCAUGACCUCCUGUGCCACGUCGGACUGUCACACCUCCUCACAAAACAACAUGACCAUGGACAUGAACAUGGCCUCUCCCCUUCAACAGUACCGCAGUAGGGUGGGCUCCUCUGCCAAUCAGUCGCCAACCUCCCCCAUCUCCAAUCAAGGUUUCUCACCCGGCGGUUCGCCUCAACAUAACUCCAUACUGGGCAGUGUCUUUUCAGACUUCUAUGACCAGCAGCUCCCAUCCAUUCAAGCCAGCGCUCUCUCUCAACAGCUUGAGCAGUUCAACAUGAUCGAAUCCCCCAUCAGCUCUGACAACAACCAGACCUCCACGCUCAACUACUCCCAGGCCCUUAUGAUGGGCAUGUCUGGUGGUCACUGCAAUCUCCAGGGCUCUCAGCAGCUGGGCUACAGUAGCCAUGGCAACAUCCCCAACAUCAUUCUAACAGUGAGUGGAGAGUCUCCUCCCAGCCUGCCAAAGGACCUGGCCGCCUCACUGUCAACAGAUAUCAGCUUUGAUAUCGACACCCACUUCCCAUUGGAUGACCUCAAAAUCGACCCACUGACACUUGAUGGCCUGCACAUGCUCAAUGACCCGGACAUGGUCCUUGCUGACCCAGCCACAGAGGACGCCUUCCGCCUCGAUCGACUCUGAUGCUCCCGCACCCCCCACCCCAGCAUUGAGGAUUGUGGAGUGUAUUGGUCGAGGCCCCGUUUUGGCAAAGCGUGGCUUGAGCACCAACUUGUCAAAUCAAUCCCCACAAAAAAGAUGGGAGACAUCGUGGCUGGAAAGGAUUUUAAGACAGCUGCCAGAGUCCCUUCUUUUGGAAAAAUAGAUGACAAACUCAGAGGUAUGAAUUUCCUUCAUGGUUCUGUCACUUAAUUUUGCCAAUGGCACACCUUUUUUUUAAUUUGUAUUAAAUAUCUAGUUUUUGUGAUUGAUUUGGAGAAAUGUUUCAUGGUUUAAAGGAAAAGGGCGAUCUUAGAAUCACACUGAAAAGAAACAGACAAAGAAAAAAACAGUGGCGUAGCGUGGGGAGGAGUAUGUGCAAAAAAACAUUCAAAUUCUGUCAAAUGAUGAUUGAAGUGAAUCCUAUUAUUUUGGGAGUACCUCAAAAAUCUCACAGCACACCACCAAACCAAAAUGUAUGAAUGGCAACAGGUUCAUACACAGGUUCAUUAUGUACCUUCCGCCAUCUCCUGGAAGAGUUUUUAGUUUGUACAUAGGUGACCAAAGAAACAUUACUUGUCGUAAAUAAAUCAGAAUUUUAUUAAUUAAGUAAAAUUGGACAUUAAAUCAAAUCAAAGUUUAUUUGUAAAGCACCUUACAACAUCACAAUGGUGCCCAAGGUGCUUCAGAAGAAUAAAAACAACUUACAACAAAUGAAAACAGAGUAAGCUCGAAUAAGAUAUAAUACAAGUAAGAACAACUGAAACAAAAAUAGACAUACAUGUACAGAAUCGCAUCUAAAAUACCUAUAGUCAUCCUGUGUCAAAUGCCAGUCUGAAUAAAUGACUUUUUAAAUGCAAUUUUCACCGGUGGGAGGGAGUUCCAAAGCUUGGGGGCAAAGGCAACAAAAGAGCGAUCCCCCAUUUUUUUAUCUCCUCCUUGGGACUUCCAAUGUUGUGUGCUCAGGAGAGCGCAGGGCCCUAGAUUGGUGACGGACAGUUAAACGUUGAAAAAGCCAAGUAUGAUGCAGCAAGACCAUGAACACAAUGGAGGAGGCCCUUAAAAUGGAUUCUAGAAUGUAUCAGGAGCCAGUGGAGAGAAAAGAGAACUGGAGUGAUAUGGGCGUAUUUUGGAGCAUUAGCGGGAAGGCAAACAGCUGCGUUUUGCACCAACCGGAGCCUGCAAAGGAGAUUUACUCCAGAAUAGAGGGCAUUACAAUAAUCGAGUCUCGAGCUGAUGAAUGCAUGAAUUGCUUUUUCAAGGUCUGCUCUUGAUAAAAAGGGCUUUACCUUUGCCAGGAGCCUGAGGUGGAAAAAACCUGCUCUUACUGCAGAAGUCAUUUGUUUAUCAAACUUAAGACUGCUGUUGAAUAUCACACAGAGGUUCUUCACAGCAGCAGCAAAAAGAGGGGUAGGAGUGUUAAAAUUGGGUGCACUGUGAGGUGAAAAACAAUGUACUGUUGUUUUUCCUUCAUUUGAAUGAAGGAAGUUCUGCGACAGCCAUUGUUUGAUGUCAUGCAGACAGCUAUGGAGGAGAUGGAGGGGAUCUAGUGCCUUCUUGUCACUGAUAGGUUGAGCUGUACAUCAGCUUAAAAAUGGAAAUGGACAUUGUGUCUGGAGAUGAUUGGUCCUAGUGGUAGCAUGUAGAGUGAAAAGAAGGUAGGCCCAAGGAUUGAACCUUGGGGCACACCAGAGGAGACUGGAGCGACUGUAGAGGAAAAAUCAUUGAUCAUUACUGAAAAUGUCCUGUGAGAGAGAUAUGAGAUGAACCAAUUAAGCACAGAGCCGCUUAGGCCAACCCAGUGUUCCAGGCGGGAGAUGAGGACUGAGUAGUCCACAGUGUCAAACGCAGCUGUAAGAUCUAAGAGCACCCGCACAACAGCGUUUUUAGCAUCGAGGGCUGUGAGAAUGUCAAUGUGCACUUUCAAUAAAGCGGAUUCUGUGCUGUGGCGGGUCCUAAAGCGUGAUUGAAACUUGUUAGCAAUAUCAUGGAUGGACAGAAAUGGUUGAAGUUGUGAGAGGACAAGUUCCUCCAUGACUUUGGACAGGAAGCGCAGAUGUGAAAUUGGAAGGACAUUGGACAGAAUUGAUGGGUCUGGCUUAGGCUUUUUGAGGAGUGGUCUGACGAAAGCUUACUUAAAGGCAGUAGGGACAAUACCCAGCCUGAAGCAGCUGUUAAUGAAAAGAAUGAUGCUGUGACCAAUGGUAUCCAUUACCUCCUUCAUUAUCCUUGCAGGGAUAAUGCCUACAGGGCAGUCGGGGGGAGGUUAGCUGUUGGACUGAUUUUUUUUAAGAAGAGAAGUGGAAAUUGGCUCAAAGUUCUCAAAAGUGUGUUUUACAGGGGAGCCAGGCAGACCAGUAGCUGAGACCUUUGGGAUGGAUUGUCUUGACCGUUGCGACCUUGUCCAUAAAAAUCUGUUGCAAUGUAUUACAUGUGUGUUCAGGCACAUCAUUAAAAACAGCAGUGAUGGGGUUAAGGACAGAACUGAUUGUUAUUUCUGACUGUUAUUUCGUUUUUGCUUCCUUCACGGUUUUGUGGUAGGUGGCAAGAUUGUCCCUUAAGUUGCUCAGUGAUACAUGAAGUCCAUCUUUCUUCCAUUUGCGCUCAGCCUGCCUACACUGCCAUCUCAGGGCCCGAGCGGUUUCAUUCAGCCAUGGGUCAGGUGUGAAUUUGGUGGCUUUGUGUUUAAAUGGUGAAACAGAGUCCAAGAUCUGGGAACAUGUGGAGUUGAAGGAGGUGAGUUAGCUGUCCGGACACAUUAUAGGGCUUAGGUCAGUGCCUGAGAAGGCAGCAGCAAAGUCAUUGGCUAUUGAGGAGGUUAUACCCGGGGGUGGGAAAAGGCAGCAAGUUUGGGUGCAGCUGGUGGCGCUAGGGCCUCGAAGCAGAUGAGGGAGUGAUCAGAAAUAGGAAUAUUACGUGUAUCAGUAACUGACACAGAUAGUCCAUUGGGAGAUGACAAGAUCCAGUGUUUGCCCAAGCUGAUGAGUGGGACAAGCAAUGGACUGAGUAAGAUCCAGAGAUUCCGGCAGAGAAUUGAAGCAUUUAGCCAGGUGAUCAGAGGUGCAUCGGACAUGGACGUUAAAGUCACCACAGAUCAGUAUGUUGUCAAACUUUAGCAUGAUUUCUGUCAAAAGCUCACAGCAUUAAUUCAUAAAGUCUUUGUUUAACGUCAGUGGUCGAUAAACCACACCACAUAAGACGGGACUGGAGGGUGUGAGUACAAAAUACUGUCGCUCAAAGCUGGCAUAUGCUUUAGUGGAGAGUAGGCGGCACUUUAAAAUCUGCUUGUAAACAGUAGCUAUACCCCCGCCCUUCCCAGCUGGUCGCAACAUGCUGAGGAAAAAAUAGUUUGGAGAAAGUGCUGUUGUCACCUGAGUGAAGGCAGGUUUCCGUCAGGAAAAGCAAGUCAAGUUUGUUAGAGCGGAUAAAAUCCAUCCAUCCAUUUUCUAUGCCGCUUAUCCUAUUAGGGUUAGGGUUGCAGGGGUAUGCUGGAGCCUAUCCCAGAUGAUUUUGGUCGCCAGCCAAUCACACGGCACAUAUAGACAAACAACCAUUCACACUCACAUUCAUACUUAUGGGCAAUUAACCAUUAACAUGCAUGUUUUUGGAAUGUGGGAGGAAACCGGAGUACCCAGAGGAAAUGCACGCAUGCACGGGGAGAACAUGCAAACUCCACACAGACAUGCCCAAAUGGAAGUUUGAACCCAGAUCUUCCCCAUCUCCUGACUGUGUGGCCACCAUGCUAACCACUAGACCACGGUGCGGCCACGGAUAGAAUCAUUGAGGAUAAAAGUCUUGUUAUUUAGUGAUCUGGUGUUAAAAAGAGCCAUAUGAAGUGAGCUCCAGUUGUACUGCAGCGGAGCAGAGCGAGCUACAGGACGGAGACAGUUUUGAGCACAAUCUCGUCUGGAGAUCCUCGCGAGCCGACGCCGUGGAAGCAUGAAGCUGGCUCCGUGGUUAACCGGUCUCAGCCACCGGUAGCUGUAGUCCAGCGAUCGCUGCAGAUCAACGUUGCCCCGCGCUGCUAUGGCUCCAGUCAGCAAUGAAUUGCUCUUACGAGGGGACGGUAAAGCCAGGCAGGUCCUCAAUCUGACGUAAAAUUCACCCCUCUUUCUACGUCUUGAUUAGCCGGGAAGUGGGCCGAUAGAACGUCUCAGCAGUGGGGGUAUAGACGCCAGAAAUGGUGGUGGAACAUUUGACUUUCCAAGCACAAUAGAUGCGGUGCGGAUAUCAAAGAGUGUCAAGCGAUCAUAAACAAUAACUGGCAUCACGCCAUUAAAAAAAAAAACAUGCAUAGGAGAGCGGGAAGCCAAACACAGUGGUGCCAUCUUGAAUCUGGGGCAACUGAUGAUCUCUCAUGACAUACUAAUGCGCCGCGGCACAGUGGUUGGGAAUCACUGGGGAAGCUUAUUCUGAAUGUCAUAUCAUUGGUAGUGUAUCGCAAUGAGUAAGUGUCAAAUGUUGAAAAGAUGGUGUGUUCCAAUAAUGUUUGGCUAUAUCAGGUGUCUGAUUUAUGAAGGGCUCAAUACUGGACUGGCGGAAGAGUACCGGGGGUGGGUUAGGUGGCAGGAAUACUUGACUCGGCGAACCACGCUACACCACAGUAAAACAGUGCAGCUUGAGGGGGAGACCCCACUUGGAUGGGUUUGCCAUUUUUGUACUCAUUAUGCAUGAAGUCUAAUCACUGUGUAUCCUUGUUUUGCCUUAAGACUCCGCAUUUCAGUUUUCAUGCAAAAGUAAUUCAAGCGGAAAUGACAUCAUCACAUUUAAAUUGUAAAGCACUUUCACAGGUAACUUGGCCCCCGUAAGUCAAAGUUGCGCUCCGCCAAUGUACUUAUGAGGCAUGGUAAUUUUUCAUGUGUUACUUUUACUCACAACCAUGUACAGUCGUCCCUUGCCACGUCCCUCGAAUUUGGCAGUUUUUCCGUUUUAAAAAAAAUAUAUUAAUGACUAAAUCAUGCUGUUUUGUGGUUGAACACAGCCUGUUAUCAGUCAAAAAAUAAGCAAAGGUUAGGUAUUUUCCUGCCUAAAUUAAGCAUUUUCAAGUGUAAAAAUGGAUAAGUGAACUAAAUACAUUCAAGACACAUUUAAAGACUUUGAUGAUAUGUAGUAUUGUACAAUGGCCACUAGGUGUCAGUAACGUUACUGUAAUGUUUGGUGAGACACACAAGCGCAGGCUUUUAUUGCAGGUUUGAAUGAUCUCACAACAGGCACAAUAAUCCCUCAUAAAAAUCCCUAAUAAACAACACAGGCUGCUGUUUCAGACAUUAUCCUCGCAAAAUUGAAACUCAACUCUGAACCUCCAAAGUCACCUCUUGUCUACCCCUCACUCAGCUUCACUAGGUUACAUUUACAGUAACACAUGCGAGCAUGGGUCUUAUUAAUGUCUUAAAUGGCUCAUUUGCUCUUAAUAUGUCUACUAUAUUGGGUAAUAGGAGUGUAACGGUGAUUAUAGGGCUGUUAUUUCAUGUCUAGAGGGCUCUAAUAUUGUAAAAAAAAAAAAAAAACGGAUUUAGAAUGUCGUAACAGGUUUUCUAUACUUUAACUACGGAAAGAUUCCAUUUAUAAAUAAGGAACCCUACUUCGCGGAAAUUCACUUAUCCCUGUUGGGUAUGGAACCAAUUAACCGCGACAAAUGAGAGAUUACUGUAUCCUCCUUUUCUUUCACAUUCAAGUUUAACUGGAUGCGGUGUGUGUCGUGGCAUUAAUGUUUACAUUUGUUGUUGUUUUAUAUUGUUCUGUGUGUACAGAAUGUGAUUCGAUUUUGAGGAACUUGACCUAUGCAAAACUGAAGCAUUGAUUUAGGACUACAAAGUGAAACAUAUAAUAUAUAUCGACCCUUACGUAAAGAAAGUGGUGCCAUGAUGGUGCCAUGUUUAUACAGUACUUAUUUUGAUACGAUUUUUGAAACUUGUCAAAAAAAAAAAAAGGCUCACAUAGAGGACUCUCCUCCCAAAGAUAUGACCUCAGUGUUGAAGGCGUAUAUUUUUCAAGACAUUUGAACAGCCUCUAUUCCAGAACAGCACUGCGGAUGCAACGAGAAUGUAUUUACAUAUGAACAUAUUGUCAUGGCCUAACAUAAUUACUUAUGUUCCGUUUUGGAUGUGUUGUUACUUUUUACUCUCCACAAAGUACGUGUUUGAAAUGAUAACUUUGUUUUCCUGACACUACCACCUGUCUGUCGAUGCACUUUAUGCUUUAACUUGUGAGACUGCUUUAAGGGAAUUUCGAUACCAAACCUCUUAACUGUUAUGUGCACUGGACACGUUAGGCCUGUCUCUCAUUGUACUGCACAUUCAUACACAAUAAUCUCAUACUGUAUUUAGUACAAGUACAAGAAUUAAUCUAAUUAAUUGUAACAGUAAACGUCACAAACGUGAGUACAGUCCUCACAUUUCAGCAACCGUGUUAUUACUCAAGGGACGAUACUAUUGAAAUGAUGGCUGUAAUUUAGAGUAGACGGUGUGUAGCUUGUACAGCAGUGUUUAUUCACAACGCUGGGGUGGAGGGGAUUGGGGCUACUGAAUAUCACAUGUUGAAAUCACGUUUUCCCUCAGUGAACCGCAGCUCCCCGCUGUCGGCAGCACUCAUGCAGCCCCAUACCAUGCUGCUACCACCACCAUGCUUGACUGGAGGCAAGGCACAUUUAUCUCGGUACUCAUCUGGGUCGUACUGGCUGUGUGUUGGGUCACUGAGUCAGUAGAUAGCACAUAUAUACAUAUAUACACCGACUACUUUAAAGUAUAUCCAUGUUUUAUAGUAUUGUGGCUUGAGAAGAUAUACUGUACGAUAUACCCCCCAGUCUCAUUUGAUGGCUUUCAAACUGUAAUGCGUUUUGUUCAAAUGUGUGUUGUACAGUACACUGGGGGAUUCAUCUGCCUUUACGUAUUUCAAACGAUGACUGUCGCACUGCCGUUGUCGUUAAUAAUAAUGUAUUUCAAGGUCCUCUUUUGUCUGCAUUUUUCACUGAUAUUCUCAAACAAUUUAAAUGCAAAUUACUUUUUUCCCCCGUUUUAGUGUAAUUAUUUUUUGAUUGCAUGAAUGACUUGACGAGGUUUGACUUUUGUUUCCUUGUUCUUCUUUGGUGAGCUGUGUUACCUGUUGUUUCAAACGGCCUUUUUUUGUCUCUUUUAUCUAGUCGUGUGUGUGUGUGUGUGUGUGAAGAAGCUGAAGAACAGUCCUUUGGUUGGUAUUGGUACUAUGUUCUUACACUGCAAUAUAUACGGUACGAUAUGUGCUUCUUCCCUGUAUAUCGUCAUGGUAACUGUGUAGACUUGCUUUGUAGUUUGCUGUAUGAUGACGUUUUUUUGUGGUUCGUGUAUUAUUACGAUGUCAAGGUGAGAAAAUGCACUAAGAAAUAACGCGCUGCAAUGUGUCAUUGUGGCUCUAUUUCGUAUCACAAGGCUGACAUCUUUGUAGGUUCAUGUUCUGUUUGGGUUGUUCUUUGAGCUCGGACAUGCACCCGUUUCAUGCGUCAAUGUUACUUUUGUGAGAAGACUUUGUCACAGUGUUUGUUUUACUCUCCAAAUUGCAGAACAUUUAACCAAUUACUCAAUAGCUAAUAUUUUUUUAGCAUUUUAUACCUUUUAUUCUCCUAAACUGACCCUUUUAUUUGCUUUUUUAAAAAUGUUAUUCUUCCUCUUGUAUUUCGUUAUUAAAUCAUCAGGUAAACCCGAGAUUGUAAUCCUAAAGCAACUAAUUAGAAGUGACAAAAAAAACUUGUUUGGGUCAUAAUGAAUGUUUACAUUGGACAUAAGAACUGAUAUUGAUACAGCAUGACCUGUCCUACACAGUCGUGACUCAUGAAUCUUGUCAAAUGUUUGGUAAAUUGUAUUUGUCAUGUGAAAAACAGCAUUGUUUUGCUUUAACUCAGCUUUUAUCAGUCUGGAGCAGAGGUAUACCACUUGACUAGAUGUACUCUCUGUGAGACACGUGUGCAAACUCAGAACCACUUCAGGACAAUGAACUACUGUAUGGUUAACCACAUGAGUCUUUAUGUGUGCAUUUUGUGGACAACCAUGCCUGUUCAAGCCUCAUCCGAUGGCAGCUAAAUUGUAACAUGUAUUUCGUUUAAGAGUGUAUCAUUCCUAAUGCUUAACCAUGCAUUUUACCACAAUGAGGGGGUGUACCGUGUUACAACCGUGCACUGCUCUCAUUGGGAAAAUCAAACAUAUGCUCAAUAUGCAAAUUCUAACACUAAAGCGCAGCCCAGGUUGGUACUUUUUUCAGCUAACCCUUUAAAAUGACAGCUUGUGUGUUUUCUAUUAUAAAUUGUCUAUAUACAUAUAUAUUAACUGUCAGAUUGGACCAAAUGGAUCCAAGUUGGCUGUAAAUUUGUGCUAUAUUAAAAAAAAUGCUUCUGUUUGAAAUGUACCUGAUGUAUUUUUCUUGUGUGAAGGCUACUGUCUUUGUAAAAGAUGAAUAAAUAUAUCAGAAUAUGC
This is a messenger RNA of Dunckerocampus dactyliophorus (ringed pipefish), 10235 nucleotides long. RefSeq names its product CREB regulated transcription coactivator 1a (gene crtc1a). Lineage: Eukaryota; Metazoa; Chordata; Actinopteri; Syngnathiformes; Syngnathidae. The transcript has 15 exons. The record is from RefSeq and is a predicted model, not a curated record. Gene Ontology annotation, molecular function: cAMP response element binding protein binding. The coding region runs from base 34 to 1779 and encodes 581 amino acids. Gene Ontology annotation, cellular component: cytoplasm; nucleus. Gene Ontology annotation, biological process: protein homotetramerization; positive regulation of transcription by RNA polymerase II.